This is a messenger RNA of Chara braunii, 11084 nucleotides long. Lineage: Eukaryota; Viridiplantae; Streptophyta; Charophyceae; Charales; Characeae. The record is from the annotation of a GenBank genome assembly.
UGAUAGGUCGCAAGAGAGAGGUGGUGGUGGUGGGAGGGCCAAUGCGCCGGGAGACGAGCGGCGAAAAACGUAAUGGUACCGGUGAUGACGGAUGUGAUGAUGGGAGAGAGGUAUUUUCGUGACUUUUGAUUGGGAAAAACACAGACAGCUAGAAAGUUGAACAUGAUCAUGAUGGUUGGCGGUAGUGGCCGCGAUAAUGCUGCUCUACUCGUCCGGUCAGUUCUUGAUUGUGAAAGUGGUGUUCAUGAUAGUUGGCGGUAUCCGAGGAAAUCUAAUGUGUAAUUUGGCUUCGUAUACACCAUAAGGUUCUCACACGUGACUUUUACACGUGAUGACAACUUCGCGAUUUCUUCAUUGGAGGAAAUGCUGUUGUUGUGUAUAAACUGUCUUGAAACAUGUAACCUUGAGCAAAUGCGGUGCGUUCUCGUCAUUGGGGGGAGCUGAGGUCGACAUUUUGUUGCAUGUCAACACAGAGGUAAGCGGAAGGCAGGAAACAAAGAUUGACAGAAACGUGCCGCAAUUGCUCGAUAUGUUCAACGGGGUAGUUGGUUGAUCCCGAUAUGUCUUUAGCGGAGAUGAUGAUGAUGGUCAUGAGGAUGACGAUUGAUGAUGAUGAUGAUGAUGAUGGUCAUGAGGAUGACGAUUGAUGAUGAUGAUGAUUAUGGUCAUGAGGAUGACGAUUGAUGAUGAUGAUGAGGAGGAGGAGCAUUGCUGUUCAUUGUUAUUUGCUGCUGAUAAUUGCUGAUAUGAUUCCACUUCUUUGUAGGAGGAGACGUUAGUGAGGACUGGGUUUCUCACGCGCUCAAGCACAACCAACCACAAUGCCAGAAACUACAUCGAUGCUAGAAAAAAGAAGAAAAAAAUAUCAUUGUAGUGAUCGGUCUUUCUUUAGCUAGCGAGCGUACGGCCUUUAGUUGUUCCUAUUCUUAAGUGUACUACAAAAGAUUACUCCUUUAUUGGAGGAGAUGUUGCUGUGUAUAAUACCCUUUGAACAGUUAACCACGAACAGAUGCGGCGCUGUUUCGUAGUUAGGCGAAUUGAUAUCGACACGUUCCCCUGUCAUCACAGAGGCAAUGCAGUGAUGUUCAGCUUGGCGUUCGCUCGCCUAUUGAGAAAAAGAAAACGUGCCGAAGUUGUUUGAACGUAUAUGUCAGAAGGGGUUACGUAUGUCUCUUGCGGGUGGUGCUGAUAAUUGUGAUGAUUAUGACGAUCGCUGAUGUGAUUGGUAGUGGAGAGAAUGGGGUGUUGCGUGUAAACGUGUCUGCAUGUUCUCUUCUGCGAUGAACCCAUACUGUGUGUCUGAUUUUUUUUUCGUCGUUUUUAAUUCAUUCUUUCCCAGAAGCCCUCACCCUUUAUAGAGUAGGCCGUGCAUGUUCGGGGGGAUCUCGAAAGGGGGAUCUCGCUCGUCUACAGCUGGCCGCUGCACAGACUUGAAUUGAACGGGAGAUGGGGUCUUUGUUUGGUGUGGACAAACAGUCGGACGGGAGGCCCUUGUUCGAUCCUGAGGUGGCCGGAGGGAGGGUGGGGGAUGGCAGACGAUGUGGAGAAAGAGAGGAUCGGGAUUUUGCUCUACUUCUUGAGCAGCUGACGACGUUUCUAGCUGGCAAGGAAUGCCAGUCGUUUCGAUUUUCAAUUGAUUGAAAUUGAUUGGAAAGUAAGAACUAGGUGGGGCUCGAAUCUGGAAAGACAAUGAUGCUGAUGGUCAGGACGGCCAGCUUGCGUUUGAUGAGAAGAGGGCGAGUUUGAAGGAGAGGAGAGGAGAGUGAAGAAAGAGGAGGACGGUGAAGGAAAAUGACAAACGUAUGAAGAAGAUCAGACAGGGAGGGUGGGAGCAUAUGCGCUGAGAAGCCCCGACAAUGAUGCGGGACGACUGGUGUUGGAACACAUGGAGUGUUGUGGCAUUUGAUGAAGACACGUGGUGCUUUCUUAAAGUCCGGCAGCAAGGAGAGACCAUGACGGCCUUCCUGGCCCGCCUGGGCACCUAUAUGCAGCAAGUCCAAGAGGAGCAGCAACGCGAGGCGGCAGCCGAAGCAGCAUGCCUUAAUGCCAUUGCACGCGCAGAAGAGCAACGACGCCGGCAGCAAGCUGACGCAACUGCCAACCACAACCAAGCUCGAAGAUAUGCCGCGUCUGUCCUCAUGCAGCAGGAAGCCGCUCGUACCGCCGUACUCCAAGCAUGGCAUGUUGAUCCGGCGGAAACGAUGGAACCAACUAUGGAGGACCAGACUAAGUCAGCUCUCGCCAGCAUGAUGCAUGAAGUCAUCCUCACUUGUAACUGGCAACAAGUGGAGCUGGCUCGGCAGACACGUACCAUCACUGAGUAUGAGGAGACUCUCAAGAGCCUCCACACCCGCCUUGACAUGCUGGAGAAGGAUGACGCGCCGCACAGGCACACGGCAUCGUCAAGCAUGGAUCCAUCGAUCCGCGAGCUGGAAGGACGGUUGGAUCACCUAGUCGCGAUGAUCGGCAACUUGAACAGUUUCCGACACCCGACGACCAUCAGCCAGCAAAUAGCCGCCCUACAAGCGGAUCUGCGUCAAUUGCAGCAGCAACCAACUGGGACCUGCAACAAUGUGAUGCCGAAACAAUUCAAAGAUGCCGGAGUUCAGCAUCGACAAAUCGUGGAGAAGGCGUGCGAAGUUAUCCAAACCAAUCGGUGGGCAGCCAACGAGCGGCGAAGCCAACCGACUUUUGUGGAAAAGGGCAAAGGCCCGCGGCUGCAGCCAGUCGCUGCUGUCCAAGGAAAGGGACAAGAGAACGACCAGGCGAUGACUCACGAGUCGAGUGAAGGAGACAGAGUCAAUGCCCUUCAGCCACGACGCAACAACAACAACAACAAGAAGAAGAAGGCGAAAUCUGCGUCAACAACGGAAGCCGGACAGCCGAAUGAGCCAUGGAAGAAGUUCAGCCUCACGGAGGAGCAAUACAAAUUCCGCCAGAGGUGGAGCUGUUGCUACUGGUGCAAUGGCACCAAGCAUACGACGUCGCAAUGCCGACAAAGGCAAAAAAGAUGUCCGUUCACGAUAAAGCUCGGGAAACUGAGCCUCGCGGGAAGUGAGGCGACUCCACUUCCUACUCCGCCGGACACGGUUGCCUUGCUAGCAACCUCCUCCACGUCCGGGGAACAUGAGUAUGUUGCCAGUCUUCGCGAAGAUUAUGAAACUAUGUUGUCCAGCUGGUCCCGCCUACCAGCUCCGUUGAUGGAAGACGGAGUAGCAGUUGUUGACCUUCACGAGUACAUUGCGAAGAUUGACCGCGAGUACGCCACGCAACGGUACGACGACACCGAUGCACCGUUACUCUACGUCCGCAUUCAGAUCGGAAAGGCGACCUGCAGCGCCUUGAUUGAUUGUGGAGCUACUCACAACUACAUCAGCCAGGAUUUCAUGACCCGCGCCGGCCUUGGGCCGCGCGUUCGAAGGAAAUUGCAGCCCAUGCAAGUCACGUUGGCCGAUGGUCGUACGCACAAGUCCAUCGACCGGUGCAUUGAUUCCGUCCCCGUGUACUUCGCCCCGCUUGCACGCGAGGCCGUGUCCUUUGACAUAUUGGACACAAAGUUCGACAUGAUCUUGGGCAUGUCAUGGCCACGUAGCGAGGACCACCCGGUGAACUUCUACCACCGCACCGUUCACGUAUGUGAUCGGAACGGGGUACUUGUGCCAUGUACGGUCCCCCCACCUCAUCCUUCGAUUGGUUGUCACGUGGUCUCCGCGGCAAGCAUUUGCAACUCCAUCGCAAAGAACGACGUGGAGGAAAUGGGCAUUCGUUUCUUGCAGCCCUCCCUCCUCCCGAUGAGCCAGCGGCGGAACAGCCACCGGAUCCACGCAUUGUACAACUUCUUGACUCCUAUGGCGACGUCUUUGAAGCCCCCGUCAAAAUUGUACCGUAUCGGCCAAUUCGUCACGAGAUCAUCCUCGAAGACGGGGCCCCGAACUUUGGACGAGCACAUCGUGCAUGUACGUGUUGUUUUGGACAGGCUUCGUACGACCAAGUACAAGGCCAACCGAGCUAAGUGCGAAUUCGCACAGCAAGAGCUGGAGUACUUGGGCCACUUUGUGACGCCGCAAGGCAUCUGUCCGCUUGCGGACAAGAUCAAGGCCAUUCAAGAUUGGCAGAAACCGACCAACACCAUGGAGGUUUGCUCUUUCAUGGGAUUGGCCGGGUACUACCAACGCUUCACCGGAGGAUACACACGGAUCGCCGCACCUUUGUCCAGACUGCAGUCUCCACAGGUGCCCUUCCAGUUCACCAACGAAGUCCGCAGUUCGUUCCACAAAUUGAAGACGGCGUUGCUCCUCGCUCCCGUCUUGAGUUUCUACGAUCCCACCUUGCCUACGAGAGUGACUACGGACGCUUCCGGCUACGACAUGGGUGCAGUUUUGGAACAACACGACGGAGUAGAUUGGCACCCGGUUGAGUACUUCAGCCAAAAGGUGCCUCCCAUCAACUCGGUUGAUGAUGCGCGGGAGGAGUUGCUCGCGUUCGUCACGGUCCGGCCACCUUGGAGCUGCAUCUUCGUUGAUCUUCCUUUUCCAAGGACUGCCAACUUUGACGCCGCUUGUUCGCCCGCCUCCGUUCGGAAGUAUAGGGACUUCCUGGCUAAAGCCCGCGCCAACAUGCAAAAGGCUCAAGUCCGCAUGCAACAGCAAGCUAACAGGCAUCGCGUGCCAUGCCCCAUCCGCGCCGGCGACCUUGUUUGGGUCUCCACGGAAGAGUUUGCACUCGAGCAGGAUGUAUCCCGCAAGCUACUUCCAAAGUGGUUUGGACCAUGGCCCUUCACAUCAGCUGCGGGUGAUGAACCCGAUGGCCCCUCAUUUGUGAUCGAAAUCCCGCCGCAUCUCAUAGUGCACCCGGUUUUCCACGCCUCCAAGCUGGCCACAUAUACACCAGCCAAGAGCGACGACUUCCUGGGACGACGAUCACAUGACCCUCCUUCCAUGGAUGGUCAUCAGGAAGUCGACCGCGUCAUCACGCAUCGCAAGCACGACAACAAGCCUAUGCAGUACAAAGUCACAUUCAAGUGGUGCGACCCCGAAGACAUGCGAUGGAUUUCCAGGGCAGCUUUGCAAGCCUUCGCUCCUGACAUCUAUGCUCAUUAUGAGAAGAAACGGCUAGCAAAGGAAGCUGCAGCCUCCCACCCGGACUUCAGUCCCUCCCUCCACCGGACAACUUCGCCCUCGCAGUGCAUGCCACUCACUCGAUCACAGACCAAGGCCAUGGACGGGAAGGCGGGAGAAUCCCUCCUGGCCUACGAGGAACGUCUGGCGGCAUUCAUCCAGGAGGCCAACGAUAGUGCCGCCGCCGCGGCCAAGGAACGUAGUCAGAAUGAGCAAGAAGAGGAGGCCAAGCGACGGAAGGAGGAACAGGACCGACUUCGUCAAGAGGAGGCAGACCUGCAGGCGGCAGCUGAACACCGGUCACGCCAGCGGGAACGACUGUUCACGCGGGAGACCGUGAUCGGAGAUGAGACCGCACAUUGGGUGGAAAUGGCAUCUGCAGACGGGGCCCCGGAGACUGACAAAGGGCUGUUCGCCGUUGCGCAGAUCUCCCACGACCUCUUUUCUGCGAUCAGUCCAAGACGGAACCGAUCCCGUGGUGGUGCCAGUGUACUCUCAGGCUCGACAUGCACCAUGUCGCGAACAACGAUCGACAUCGGUGCUUGUACCACCGAUCUGGUGGUGCAUGGUCAAGCAUGGCUGGACAACAUCUUGACCAGCCACGACGUAGCAGUGUCGGAAGUGCACACCAAGCUCACUUGGCAGGAGUUGACUGACGCCUGGCACAAGCGAUUCCAAGUGGAGCCGCCCGACCUGCAAGCGAUGGACAAGCUCAACAAGCUCCAUCAGAACACGCUGCUCAGUCAGGACUGGAUUACCGAGUUCCAAAGACUCGCCUCCACACCUGACUUGCCGCUCGCAUUCCGCGGCGUCAAACACUUGUUUAUCAUGCGCUCGUGUCCAGCCCUGCAAAACGUGCUGACGCAGAUUGCAGAGACACUCGACACAUCUGACAAGCUUUUUAGCACAGCAUCACGGAUCAUUCUCACGAAUGUAGAAGCUCGCAACGCCGGCCGAUCUUUCGCGACGACGAGCAGCACCCAGCCCAAGCCAAAGGUGGCUUGCAUUGCGGCUACUUCGCCGACUUCUUAUGCCGAGGCUGCAACACCAAACGAGGGUGAAGUGUUGGCAUCUGCCCGGGAUGGUGGCCGGCCGCGCAACAACCACGGCUGCGACAAGCGAAGACUCAGUCCACCUCUUCACCGGGCACCCGGAUCAGCAUCCGACGAACCUUGGACACAAUACGGACUCUCGGCGAAUUGCUAUCGCACGAGACUCAAUCUUCCACUUUCGUUCGAAGAUUUCGCUGCUCGGCUCGUUCCUUCACUGGAUGCUUCUCGAGGACAAGAAACAUGUGCGGCUUUCUCACCGUCCGGAGGUUCCUCCGCCACUUCGUCUUCAUCAAGGGAUUCGGCAAGCGCCUUCAACGAGGAGGCUUUGGACCCGCUCACGCCCGAGGAUUUCGCUUGGGUUCCUCUCCCUACAACGGGCAACCUUCCGGGGCCGCAAAGCGCAGCACUAUGUGCCCUCUUACACGAGUAUCUUUCCUUCCAUGCACCACCAACUUCGCCGACGGUAGACGAAGUCGCGGUGGGGGACAUGCUUGGCUAUGUUGCCAAGGUGGCCCGCGAGUUUGUCUCGCAACGGUACGAAGAAAACAACGCACCAUUGCUCUACGUCCGCAUUCAAAUUGGGCAAGCGGCCUGCAACGCUUCGCUGGAUUGUGGCGCAACUCGCAACUUCGUCAGCCAGUCCUUCAUGACUCGGGCUGGCCUUGGGGCACAAGUACGGAGGCAGUCACAUUCGACGACGGUCACUCUUGCCGGCGGUAAGACGAAACAACUCUUAGACCGUUACAUCUCAGCUGUCCCGGUGUACUUUGCACCGCACGCAUGUGAACCCGUCACUUUUGACGUGUUGGACACCGACUUUGAUGUCAUUCUGGGGAUGCCUUGGCUUUCUAGCGCGGACCACACGGUCAAUUUCCAUCGACGCACGCUCACGAUUCGUGAUGCCACGAACGCCGAGGUCCCGUUGCCGGACCGGCCGAUCUCUCACGAGAUCAUACUCGAGGUCGGCGCCGUGCCACCGAAAGGAUGCAUAUAUCGCAUGUUCGAGGAGGAGCUCACGGUUCUCCGUGCGCAACUCGACGAUCUACUUGACAAGGGUUGGAUCCGCCCUAGCAGCUCACCUUACGGUGCGCCMGUYCUCUUCGYUCGGAAGAAGAACAAGGACCUUCGACUUUGCAUUGACUACCGACGCCUCAACGCGCAAACCAUCAAGAACGCGGGGCCUCUACCUCGCAUUGACGAUUUGCUUGAGCGGUUGGGCGGCUCCAAGUACUUUUCGAAGUUGGACCUCAAAUCGGGCUAUCAUCAGAUUUCCAUCCGCCCGCAAGAUCGGUACAAAAUCGCGUUUAAGACGCGAUAUGGACAUUUUGAGUGGGUAGUUAUGCCUUUUGGCCUCACCAAUGCCCCGACCACCAUUCAGGCGGCCAUGACCACCGAGUUUCGCGCUAUGUUGGACCGAUUUGUCUUGGUCUACUUAGACGACAUCCUCGUCUAUAGCCGAACUCUAGAGGAGCAUCUCGAGCACCUUCGCCGCGUUCUAGAGACUCUUCGGUCAGCCCGGUACAAAGCUAACCGCGACAAAUGCGAGUUUGUCCGGCAAGAGCUUGAAUACUUGGGACAUUUUGUCUCUCCGGAAGGCAUUCGUCCGUUGGCGGACAAGAUUCAAGCCAUCCAGGAGUGGCUCGAGCCGAAGAAUGUGACGGACGUCCGAUCCUUCCUCGACUUGGCCGGUUAUUAUCAGUGCUUCAUCAAGGGUUACUCGAAGAUCGCGGCCAACCUAAGCAAGUUACAAAGCGAGGAGCGGCUUUUUGACUUCGACGACGAUGCGCGCCAUUCUUUUGAAACACUCAAAGCGGCACUUUUAUCCGUCGAGGUGUUACAUAUUUACGACCCGCUUCUAGCUACGCGCGUCACUACCGAUGGGUCAGGCUAUGGCAUUGGGGACGUCCUUGAGCAGCACGAUGGCACGGACUGGCACCCGGUCGAGUACUUUAGCAAGAAAGUACCUCCCGUGCAUUCGAUCGACGACGCACAGAAGAAGGAGCUUCUUGCCUUCGUCCACGCCCUCAAGCGUUGGCAACAUUUCCUCCUUGGUCGGAAAGCAUUCCGAUGGGUAACGGAUAACAAUCCGUUGGUAAUCUGCAAGUCGCAAGACACGAUUAACAGUACCAUUGCGCGUUGGAUGGCUUUCAUCGACCAGUUUGACUUUUUCCCCGAUCACAUUCCCGGGAAGUCAAACCGUUUUGCGGACGCCCUCUCACGGCGACCGGAUCUUUGCACCGCAGUCUACUCUACCUUCGAGAUCGACGACGACUKGYGGGAGAGYUUCAUCCGCGGCUAUCAAGCCAACCCCCACUUUCGCGACAAGUACGCGAAUUGCUCCUCUCCGAAUCCGGUGCCUUCGCAUUAUCGGAUCCAAGAGGGCUACUUGCUUGUGCAUUCACGGGGCAGCCAUUGUUCGUUCGGCGAGCUACACCCACUAUCAGUUCACCUUGGGCGACGGGAAGCAAUUGCUAUGGAUAUCACCGGCCCCUUCCUGAACCACAAGACCGGCGUUGAUGGGAUCCUCACGAUCAUCGAUCGCCUCUUGCCUUGCCGCUAUCACGCAAAGGCACCGGAGUUAGCCGAGGUCUUAUACACCUAUUGGAUUUGCUCCAAGGGCUACCCCAAGGAGAUGGUUUGCGACCGGGACACUCGCUUUCUCUUCGACUUUUGGGUCGCCCUCGUCAAGCGAUGGGGCUCAUCUUUGAAGCCGAGUUCGACUCGCCACUCGCAAACCGAUGGUCAAACGGAAAGGGCGCAUCAGACAGCUCAAGUCCUUCUACGCACUUUCAUCCGUCCUGACCAGGUUGAUUGGGUUGAGCGCUUGCCAGACGUUGAGUUGGCUUACAACUUAUCGAUCCAUCCGGCUAUCGGGAUGUCGCCAUUCGAGUUUGAGCAUGGUUCACCCAUCUCAUCGCCGCUGGACGCCAUUUUGCUGCGCGCAGCCGAGAGCGACGACCAUCUUGUGUUCCUUCGUCGCAUGCAAGAGCUUCUUGUCAAGGCACGGGAUCAGAUUUCAAAGACGCAAAUACGGAUGAGCCGUCAAGCCAACCGCAAUCGUCUCCCUUGCCCGUUCCUCGCCGGCGAUCUGGUUUGGGUCUCGGCCGCGGAGUUCAGCCUUGAGCAAGACAUCUCUCGCAAGCUCCUUCCCAAGUGGAUGGGGCCUUGGCGCAUUCUCUCUGCAGUUGGUGAUGAUCCCGAGGGGCCUUCAUUCGGCAUCGCGGUGCCACCUCACUUGCCCGUCCACAUGGUGUUUCACUGUUCCAAACUCACUCCUUUCGUUUCAGCGGAGUCCGACGAGUUUCCCGGUCGACGUACGCAAGACCCUCCUUCCAUGGACGGAUUUCAGGAGGCCGGCUACAUCAUCACCGACCGGCGCCAUGGCAACAAAGAAACAGAGUUUCUACUUCACUUUUCCUACUGCAGCCACAAGGCUGACCGUUGGCUGACGCGUUCGGAACUGCAGGCCACAGCCCCCGCCGUUCUCUCACGCUAUCUUAGCAAAGGGAAGACUACGCAGAGCACUCUAGCUCCUCGCCAUCCUCGCUACAUUCCGCCAUCGGAUCGGCAGCUUCGCCCGCGCCCCGGCUCGGGCGGUGGUGAGGAGUUGCUUGAGUUUGUCGAAAGCGGCUUGGCGGCGUUCAGUCCAUGUGAAGGACUCGGUGGCGCAGGUGAGCUCAUGGAGAGGGUAGGAGACGUCGAAGAAGUUUUGAAUGAAGGGGCGGUAAUAGUUGGCGAGUCCAAUGAAUGGGCGAAGCUGGGUCAAGGUGGAGGGAGGUGGGAACUCGACGAGGGCAGAGACCUUUUUGGGGUCCAUGCGGAUGUCGUCGGCCGAGACAAUGUGACCAAGGUAUUCUACGCUAGGGGCAGCAGAUGUGCACUUGAUGAGCUUGGCGUAGAACUUUUGUUCUCGCAGGAUGGAGAGAACUUUGCGAAGGUGUUCGAGGUGGGAUUCGAAGGUCGGGCUAAAGACGAGGAUAUCAUCAAGGUAGAUCACGACACAGAUUUCGAGGAGGUCGCGAAAGAUGUGAUUCGUGCUAGAUUGGGAUGUGGCGCGGGCAUUGGUGGAGGUGAUGAGGGUGGCCCACUCAAGGAAGGUGUGAGGCUGGAGACCGGAGUGGUGGCGAUUAGACAUUUCGGUGUACCACCAGCGAGCCACGUUGUCUUGGAGUCGGCUGCCAGCGAUGGGGAGCCAGUUGAUGAGAGGGAUGGCGUGGAGGGAGAAGGCUUGUUGGAGUUUGGUGAGGAAGAGGAGAACGUCCUCAUGGGGGGUUUUCGCCUUGGCGAGAGGGGAGGUGGAGUGGCCAUGAUGGAGGUAGUGGUGGAUGAGGAUGGCGGUGAUGUUGAUGUGGAGGUUGAAGCGGAGGCUUGUUCGGAGGAGGGGGUGGUUUGGGGUGUGGAGGAGGAGGGUGUGGUCGUGGUGACGACCGUGAUGGCGGGGGUGUUUCCCUCGAGCGUGGUGACACGGUCGGAGAUGGCGGCCAUGGUGGUGUUGAUGGUGUCAAGGGAGGAUUGGAGGGCGGUCAACGUUCGGAAGAAAGUUGCAAGUUCCGCGGUGGCGGUGGUCGAAGUUGGCGGAUUGCUUGCGAGUUCACGGGCAAUGAUGUCGACGUAGUCGGAGCGAAGAUUAGACAUGUUGAUGGAUGAUUGAGCCAUGUUGGGGGAAGAGGGGGUGGAGGACGCGGCCGAAACAGAUGUGGAGGAUGCAGCAGCAGCAGUGGAGGCGGCCGCAGCAGCGGCGUCGGCGGCGGGACGUUGGGAGUUCUUGGUUUGGCGUGGUGGCAUGUGGAGAUGGGGGACACAAUUUCUUUAUCAAUAAAUUCAAAAUAAGGAUAAUUGCCGAGAUUUCGAAGGGAAUAAGGUUGGGGGGGAAGGGAAAGUGGGAAUUAAUUUUGAGUAAAUAAAUUUAUUCCGA